UUAUUUCAGGACUCUCCUCAGAGGCCCCAACUGUGGGGGAAGAGCAAGCCCCAAGCAUCGAGGAAACAGAGGGGGAGCUGACAAUGGCUCCCACACCUGAGCAACCAGAACGAGGCAUCCACUUCGUCACAACGGCCCCCACCCUGAAACUGCUCAACCACCACCCACUGCUCGAGGAAUUCCUACAGGAGGGGCUGGAGAGGCGGGAGGAGGAGCUGAGGCCAGCGCUGCCCUUCCAGCCUGACCCACCUGCACCUUUCACACCGAGUCCCCUUCCCCGCCUGGCCAACCAGGACAACCGCCCUGUCUUUACCAGCCCGACUCCGGCCAUGGCUGCAGCACCCACUCUGCCCCAGUCCAGGGAGGGACCUUGGAGCUUGGAAUCAGAGACCCCUGUGCUUCGUAUCACAGCUCCCCUACCUCCAGGGCCCAGCAUGGCAGUGCCCACCCUCGGACCAGGCGAGAGGCCCAGUACUACACCCCCCGGCAGAACGUGGACUCCAACCCAAGAGGGUCCAGGAGACAUGGGCAGGCCAUGGGCUCCGGAGAUCAUGUCCCAGACCACAGGGCUCGGGAUUGAGGGGACUAUUGCCACCUCCACGGCUUCAGGGGACGAUGAGGAGACCACCACCACCACCACCAUCAUCACCACCACUAUCACCACGGUCCAGUCACCAGGUCCUUGCAGUUGGAAUUUCUCAGGCCCAGAGGGCUUUCUGGACUCCCCCAAAGCCCUCAAUUCACCCCCUGAGGUUGGCUUGGACUGUUUCUACUACAUCUCGGUCUACCCUGGCUACGGUGUAGAAAUCAAGGUCCAGAACAUCAGCCUCCAGGAGGGGGAAACUGUGACUGUGGAGGGCCUCGGGGGGCCUGACCCAGUGCCCCUAGCCAACCAGUCUUUCCUGCUGCGGGGCCAGGUCAUCCGCAGCCCCACUCACCAAGCAGCCCUCAGGUUCCAGAGCCUCCCGCCACCUGCUGGGCCUGGCACCUUCCAUUUCCACUAUCAAGCCUAUCUCCUCAGCUGCCACUUUCCCCGACGGCCAGUUUAUGGAGAUGUGACCGUCACCAGCCUCCACCCAGGAGGCAGUGCCCGCUUCCACUGUACCACAGGCUACCAGCUGAAGGGUGCCAGGCUCCUUACCUGUCUCAACGCCACCCAGCCCUUCUGGGAUUCUCAGGAGCCUGUAUGCAUCGCUGCCUGUGGGGGAGUGAUCCGCAAUGCCACCACCGGUCGCAUUGUCUCUCCGGGCUUCCCCGGGAACUACAGCAACAACCUCACAUGCCACUGGCUGCUUGAGGCCCCUGAGGGCCAGCGACUACAUCUACACUUUGAGAAGGUUUCUCUCGCAGAGGAUGAUGACAGGCUCAUCAUUCGCAAUGGGGACAAUGUGGAGGCCCCUCCCGUGUACGACUCCUAUGAGGUGGAGUACCUGCCCAUCGAGGGCCUGCUCAGCUCUGGCCGGCACUUCUUUGUGGAGCUCAGUACUGAUAGCAGCGGGGCAGCUGCAGGCAUGGCCCUGCGCUAUGAGGCCUUCCAGCAGGGUCACUGCUAUGAGCCCUUUGUCAAAUAUGGCAACUUCAGCAGCAGCGCACCCUCCUACCCUGUGGGCACCACUGUCGAGUUCAGCUGUGACCCUGGCUACACGCUGGAGCAGGGCUCCAUCAUCAUCGAGUGUGUCGACCCCCAUGACCCCCAGUGGAAUGAGACAGAGCCAGCCUGCCGAGCCGUGUGCAGCGGGGAGAUCACAGACUCGGCCGGCGUGGUGCUCUCCCCCAACUGGCCAGAGCCCUAUGGCCGUGGGCAGGACUGCAUCUGGGGCGUGCACGUGGAGGAAGACAAGCGCAUCAUGCUGGAUGUCCGAGUGCUGCGCAUAGGCGCUGGGGACGUCCUUACCUUCUAUGAUGGGGACGACCUGACGGCCCGGGUCCUUGGCCAGUACUCAGGGCCCCGUGGCCACUUCAAGCUCUUUACCUCCAUGGCUGAUGUCACCAUCCAGUUCCAGUCGGACCCCGGGACCUCGGUGCUGGGCUACCAGCAGGGCUUCGUCAUUCACUUCUUUGAGGUGCCCCGCAAUGACACGUGUCCAGAGCUGCCUGAGAUCCCCAAUGGCUGGAAGAGCCCGUCGCAGCCUGAGCUGGUACAUGGCACUGUGGUCACUUACCAGUGCUACCCUGGCUACCAGGUGGUAGGGUCCAGUGUCCUCAUGUGCCAGUGGGACCUAACCUGGAGUGAAGACCUGCCCUCAUGCCAGAGGGUGACUUCCUGCCGUGACCCUGGGGACGUGGAGCACAGCCGACGCCUCAUAUCCAGCCUCAAAUUUCCUGUGGGGGCCACCGUACAGUAUAUUUGUGACCAGGGUUUUGUGCUGACGGGUAGUGCCAUUCUCACCUGCCAUGACCGCCAGGCCGGCAGCCCCAAGUGGAGUGACCGGGCCCCCAAAUGUCUCUGUAAGUGUCAGAAGCCAUGCCAUGGCCUCAGUGCCCCUGAGAAUGGUGCCCGCAGUCCUGAGAAGCGGCUACACCCAGCGGGGGCCACCAUUCACUUCUCGUGUGCCCCUGGCUAUGUACUGAAGGGCCAGGCCAGCAUCAAGUGUGUGCCUGGGCACCCCUCACACUGGAGUGACCCCCCACCCACCUGUAGGGCUGCCUCCCUGGAUGGGUACUACAGCGGCCGCAGCCUGGAUGUUGCCAAGGCACCUGCUGCCUCCAGCACCCUGGAUGCCGCCCACAUUGCAGCUGCCAUCUUCUUGCCGCUGGUGGCCAUGGUGCUGUUAGUGGGAGGUGUGUACCUCUACUUCUCCAGGCUCCAGGGGAAAAGUCCCCUACAGCUGCCCCGAACACGCCCCCGCCCCUACAACCGCAUCACCGUGGAAUCAGCAUUUGACAAUCCAACUUAUGAGACUGGAUCUCUUUCCUUUGCAGGAGACGAGAGAAUAUGAAGUCUCCAUCUAGCUUGGGGAACCCAACUCAGUAUCGUGGUCCAGCGGCAGGGCUCCAGGCUUCCUGCUGUCCCUCUGCCUCCUGUACAUAUCACCUGGGAAGAGACGUCCUUGAUCCCUCCAGAAGUUGUGCCUGUCCCUGCCUGCAAUGCCCACCAUGGCCUGUUUUCUUGGUACCACUGCUUACUUAGGGCCUUUCCUGGGGCCCAAGUCAGGGGGCAUCUGCCUGUGAGGAGAUCACAGCUGGAGCACGCGCCAUCAGCAGCAGGCAUUCUCCUGACCCUCUCUCGCAUCCUGGACCUCGAGCCUGGAAUUCACAGGCAAAGCAGGAACAUCUUUCCCCACAGGACUGCCAUCCAGCCCUGGCAUCUAGGACCCUGCAGUAGGGUUGACCGUGAUAGAAACUGCACCAGGGUGCUCUUCACACAGCCAUCGCCAGUGGCCAAAACUGCUCUUGAUGGUAACCACCGGCUAGUCCUGGCAUGCCAGCAGCCUCCAGGGGAGGUCUCUACUCCUCUAAAGCCUUGAGAAUGAACAGCUCUGCCUCCUGCCCUAUCCUGGUGGAGGCAAUAAUUCUAAGGGAUCCUAAGAGGUUCAGGAACCCUACCAUAAGCUCAGGUUGGGCUUCCCUGGACACUCAUGCUCCACACCAAAGCAGGACAUCCCACUACUCCCCUGGCACACUAUACCCUGAGGAGAAGGAGACCCUUUCCUGAUGUUUAUCUGGCUGCUACAGACAUCCUCUACCCCACUAGGUCCUCCUGCACACCUAAUCACUUGCCAGGAUCCCUUCCAUCCUGGCUACUGUGUGAUGGGAUCAGGGGAGUGGGCAGGCAUAUGCUGAAGAGAAGCAGAGAUGCAAGGAUCCAGGACUUUGGCUUGGAACAGGGGGUCAGAGAGUCCCAGGGAGAGGCCCAUGAGCUGGCUGAAGGCCACUUUGUACAUGUAAUGUAUUAUAUAUGGGGUUUGGACUCUGGCCAGAGAACAAUCUUUUAUUUCUGUUGUUUCCUUAUUAAAACAGUGUUUUUUGAAAAAACCAAGUAACAGCCAGGUGGAUGGUGUUUUUUUUGGAAGGAAGGGAGGUGGGGAAUAAAUGGGAGGGGCACUUCAGGAUCAGAAGGGCAUGGCUUCACCAAUCAUCUUCAGAUUUCAUAAAAACCAGUUAUGUGCAGUAGAGCAGGGACCCUGUCCCUGAAAGAUCAGUCCAACAGACAGCAGGUGAAACAAAAAGCCCUAGUGACUGGUGCCAUAAGGGUGUGGGAGCCCAGAAACCCAACUGCCCAUCCACCCCAAUGCCUCACAUCCCCCUCUUUGCCAGGCCUAAACAUUCAGGCUGGCACACUCCCAAACCCAUUCUCAAUGCCACUGGAUUACUGAGAAGGCCCCAAAAGUUGGAUACAUCUCCUUUCCUUUCUUUCCAAGCAAGCAAGCCUUAGAAAAUAGGAAUAAGAACCAGAGACUGAACCCCUGAACAUGAGGCCCUGGUCUGGCUUGAGCUCAGAGAAAAUCCAGAUCAUCAAGAGCAGAAGCAAUGCAGAUUAGGGGCCUGACCCUGAGUUAGGCAAAAGCCCUACCCUUGGGCUCUGAAAAGACAUGGCUGAACAGAAUCUGCUUGUCUGCCUUUCCUGCAGCCCCCAGCACCUUUGGAGAUGAAAGUGUUUGCCCAACGUUGGCCCUCUGCAUGCCCAUUCCAUGUGUAGAGGUGUGCACCACGUGGCUAUUCUCCAGAGUAAGAAAAAGAAGCACCCAACAGGGAGUUUGGGGGACUCAGAAGCCAGAGACAAAAUUUUCUGAAAGCAAUCAUCAACUUCUGCUCCUCCAGUCUUCUAACAGGGAAAUCUUGGCCACUCAUGCUGCCCGUCCCCUUGCCUGCAUCUACCACAAGCCACUUUAAAGGAUGAAGUUCCAGUCCAUGCAGAGUGCAGUGCCUAGGUUAGCCACAAGAGGUCACUUCUAAAGGCAUCUGUAUCCCACCUGCUCGCUCUCUCCUUAAUCCCCCCUUGAAAGUUAGGGCUGGAGUUCUCCAAGGUGGCACCAACUCCUGGCCCCACUGGACUGACUUCAUCCUCCAAGUUGUAAGAGGAAGCUGGGGUGGGGGUGGGGGUGUCAUUAGUUCCUGUGGCACUUGUCAAAAAAGAGCCAAGUUAUAUUUUCCUUAUCAGUCCAUUUAGUGUUCCUGUUCUCAGCUGCAACUGAUAGUGUUGAUCAAAGCAACACCUUGCUCACUGAGCAUGUACCAAUGUCUUAUUUAUCUGUCCCAUAAUGCCUUCAAGUUGAUGCAGCAGUACAGCUGAGCCCUGGGCAAUAGGAAGGAAGCCAAUGAGAAAGGGCACAUGACAUUUCAAUUUCUGAGGGCCUGGGGCAUGAAUUACAACUCCAGAAGAGAAAAAAAUCUGGCUACAUACACUCUAGCUCAGCCCUCCCUCUCUAAAGAAGGCCACCAAACAUUCACUAAAGUCUAUUGUUGGCUGAGGCUGACCUAAGGCAGAGAGCAGCCAAUUUACAUGCAUUCUCCACCCAGUUCACCUCCCACCCCUCAGUCUUAUUCUUUCCAUGACCAUGUACCCUACUGAUACAUCAGAAAAGUACAAGGUCAGAAAAACAAACCUAAGACUCCACAUUGGCAUCUUGGCCCUAUCUAAUUCAUCCUCUUUACUGUCCCAAAAGGCGCAACAAUUCUUCAGAGGCAAUUAACAUGGUAUAGUGGACAGUGUCUGGCCUGGGAACCAAGAAAUCUAUUUCAUUCAUAAGUCUGCCAUAAAUUUACUAAGUGACCUAGGCAAAACACAGGGGGUUAUGUCAGAUGGUCUUCAAGCCCUUUCCAGUUUUAGGACUAUGAGAAAGCUAAGUGUGUCAUAACAGUAAUGGUGAGCAGAGCACAACUACCUGGCAACAAUGACAAUUAAACGUCUAGCGUCAGGCAUAACUAUCUGACUCCCUUCUUCACUACUCCACAGUCAAGCAGUGAUAACUAAUCAUCUCUGACCGCUCUAUGAAGGGGCGGGACUAGCGCGGUGGCAGCUAGCAUGAAUCCCCACCCAGAAUUGGAGGGGAGAAGCUCGGACUACAAACCCCGGCAUGCAACACUGCCGCUCUCAAAAGUAUCUCUUCCGGCCCGCAAAUCACUCUUCCCUGGGUCCCUCCGGCCGUACAGUGCAACGCAUGCAAACGCAACUACGAGUUCCACAAUCCUUUAGAUCCAUCACGUCAUUGUUCCCAGGGUGCAAUGCGCUGCCGUUUGCCCUUUGAGCCCCUUGCGCAUUGCAAACUGGGGGUUGAAGUCCGCUAUAGGCAGGUAGCUGGGCGUUGUCAGGAUCACAAACACUCCGCUUCUGGCUUCCUCUUGAAGAGAAGUUUUGAGGGUCAGUGGUUAAGAUGGGGUAACGGGCAGACGAAAGUCUCCACGGUGCUAUCGCCAUUCAAGACAGAGAUGUUCGGGCUAAAAUUAACUGUUGGGAGUGAGAGGGAAGGGGAAAACCGCAGCUAUCCAACCCGCCACCAAAAGGGUCGUUUUCUGUCGCAAUGUCUUUUCUUUUUCUCUUUAUCAAGAUGGCGGCCUGGCCCAGCCACACCUGAUGCUGUAACCAAAUAGUCCAUUACAACAUCGCUAGGAAAAAUACUGCUGUCACCGACAGCCUGCCAGCUCCAUCCAACAUCACACUUGUUCCUGUCGGUUCGUAAGGACUCCAAGGGCAAAAUAGCCUAUAUCCCAUUACCAAAAUGGCGAAAGAAGCAGCUUUCUUGUAAGGGCCUCCAGGUGACAAUACGCCUGCGCGGGAGGUGGGCUGUGUUGUUACGGGGCAGGAGCGGCGCACCCUCAACACGCCUGCGCGAGAACAGAGUCCUCUCGGUCUACACACAAACACCAAUGGAUGAGGCGUCCCCAGGUUGUUGCGGCUGCGCUGUGACCCCUACGAACUUUCCCAGACGCCUGCGCGAGGCCUCAGGUCCCGCCCCUUUAUCUCAGUACGCUGGCGCAGGGCGAAAAGGCGGGGCUUCGGAGCUCCAGGCGAAUGCCAGCGCGGCUGCGCGCUG
Molecule: messenger RNA, 6974 nt
Organism: Tupaia belangeri chinensis (Chinese tree shrew)
Lineage: Eukaryota; Metazoa; Chordata; Mammalia; Scandentia; Tupaiidae
Gene: SEZ6
Product: seizure related 6 homolog
Exons: 16
Coding region: 84-2939 (951 amino acids)
Source: RefSeq, a predicted model, not a curated record